CUCGACCUAAAGAUUCUCAGGUUGAUCAGCAUCUUCGCCUUCUUUGGCAAUUCUGUACGAGCCCUGCAUCAACUCGUCCACCCCUCACUUCAGAGCUCAUUAGUAUCUCUCAAAAUUCCGUGGCACUGAGACGCAAUUGUUACAGGUAUAGCCGAGAGCCUCGUCCGACACUCUGUGCCAGCGAAAUGGAGUUCCACUUGGCGACUCGCGCCAGAAGAUCCUCUACGAUUCUUGACU
Perkinsus marinus ATCC 50983 is the source of this 237-nucleotide messenger RNA. RefSeq lists its product as hypothetical. NCBI's taxonomy places the organism in Eukaryota, Perkinsozoa, Perkinsida, Perkinsidae. The annotation marks the transcript as partial. The record is from RefSeq and is a predicted model, not a curated record. The transcript has a single exon.